Phymastichus coffea is the source of this 14036-nucleotide messenger RNA. It is a transcript of the gene Shab, whose product is annotated as potassium voltage-gated channel protein Shab. Gene Ontology annotation, biological process: protein homooligomerization; potassium ion transmembrane transport. NCBI's taxonomy places the organism in Eukaryota, Metazoa, Arthropoda, Insecta, Hymenoptera, Eulophidae. The coding region runs from base 1496 to 5242 and encodes 1248 amino acids. Gene Ontology annotation, cellular component: voltage-gated potassium channel complex; membrane. The record is from RefSeq and is a predicted model, not a curated record. Gene Ontology annotation, molecular function: protein binding; delayed rectifier potassium channel activity. The transcript is spliced from 11 exons.
CCCGAACGAAGCGACUUGGCGCGUCCACACGCGCGCUCCGUGUGUGUGCCACAAGCUCUUUCUCUCUCUCUCUCUCUCUCUCUCUUUCUCUCGCGCGCGCGCAAGUUCAAGCCGAUCCAUAACCGCCACCGCCAGCUGCAGCUGCCUGUCAGUGUUUCUCUCUUGCUCUUGCUCUCCACUUCCUCUCGCGCCCUACACCUGCUUUUGUUUACUACUGCCUCGCGCCCGCUCGCGAUCGAUCGAUCCGCCCAGCCAUUCGAGUUGUACUUUUUAGCAAUCCGCACGCGCGAGAGAGAGAGAGAGAGAGCUUGCAGCCCCGACUGUGACUGUGUGCUUUCUGGGUCAACGAGCUGAAAAACAAUUGGCGAUUGAUUUACCCCCGUGGGACGGAGUCGAACACCUGUCUGUGUCUCUUUUUCCUUUAUUUUUACUCUCGUUUGGAGCGGCGUGUAUCAUCGGCAACUAGAAGGCAUGCAAGCGCACCGCUCGUACGCGAAAGCUUCCUUCUCUGUUUCGCCAACAAAAACAAGCGACAACACUUAUUACGUUUUAGGUUCAUCUGUCUUGUCUCGACUCUCUCUCUCUCUCUCACUCUCUCUCUCUCUCUCUCUCUCUCCCGAAUUUGUCUUCGGUCGUUCAAACACCGGGUUCUUUAAAUAAAGUCCACGUCUUAUUCGAUCACACGCACAUCUGAAAAACUUUCCCAUCCGCGCAAAGAUUUUCCUUCAUCAUCCUCGUGUUGUUACUGAUUCACAGGUUCUAGUUGGCGACAACUAGCCAACACGAAAGAGUAGGAGAAAGAGCGAAAAAGAGAGGUAGAUAGUUGAAAUAUGUAAGAGCACCCAUAACAGGGACGAGCCGCUGCGUUGAUAUAUAUCGGAUGCCGACGAAGAAGAGGGCGUACGUCGCGGCCGAUGAUAAUCGAUAGAAGCUGUGGAGACGCGUGUGUGUCAGUGCUUUGGUGGACUGCCGCUCUGCUGCUUCUCUGUUGCUCUGCUGCACGUGGUACCUCAACUCUGUCGUGCGCUUAGCCGCCUAACCGAAAGCAAGAGGCAGGCAGAGAAGUGACGUUUGAAUAAAGCGACGGGAUAGCAAGUGAGACGAGCGGAAUGCGCGUCGUGACGCUGCGAGCGGUCUUCGCAGCCUUCGGCACGCAGACUCGACGACACUGCGGACUCGUUUGAGGAGAGGCUAUUAUGAAGCCGCGGCGCUCGAAAGGGAGCAGCAGCAUCCCCGUGACAAGGUGGUCGGAGGUUGCUCGGAGUUCGCGCUGCUGCUUGGGCUCAAGUUCCCGGUGGGCCGCGGGCGGAUGAGGCGCUAGCCCGUGGCCGGGAGGAGCCGAGGAGGCGGAGGCGGAGGAGGCGGCAGGAGACGAGGAAGAGGAGGCGGAGCAGGACGAAGAGGAGGAAGACAACUGCAGAGCGGGAGCUUAGCAUAGCGACGUGUUAGACGACGCUUGUGCGGGCUCCGCUUGCCUCGUCUCUCGAGGCGUCCGAUGCUCAAGGACACGAGCAAGACGAGGCACGAGGCCGCCGCCGCCGAGGGCGCCGUCGUCGGGCCGGGCGUUGCCGAGCCGGACCGCAACGGGAACAGCAGCACUAACCAGCAACAGCCCGCCGCUACCAGCUUAUUAUGCCCUUCCACACCGACAGUAGCAGCAGCAGCGAGUCAACAGCAGCAGCAAGCUUACGGCUUCGACAUGGUCGCGCCCGGGGCCGCCGUAUCCUACUUCCCGGGAGGUGCCGCGCUCCUGGCCGCGGCCGCCGCCGCCAAGGAGGCGACGCCGUUGACGGUGUCGGCGGUCGGUCAGCAGUCGCAGCAGCAGACUGGCUUGGGCGGCGCGACGAAGGAGGUGCGCCUGGUCACUCCCGGUGUGCCGCCGCCGACACCGACUCCGUUGCCGCCCCCGGGCGAUAUGCAGGGGCCGCUGCCUUUGGAGCUGCAGCAACGCGGCUUCUCGCAGUCGAUGAGUUCGCUGCCGCCCGAGCCGCUGAUGAUUAUGCGCUCGAAGGCGCUCAACCGCCGAGUAAUCCUGAACGUCGGCGGGGUCAAGCACGAGGUGCUGUGGCGCACCCUCGAGCGGAUGCCCCACACCCGGCUUGGCAAGCUGCGCUACUGCAACACCCACGAGGAGCUGGUCAAGCUUUGCGACGAUUACUCGCUCGUCGACAACGAGUACUUCUUCGACCGACACCCCAAGUCCUUCAGCUCGAUCCUCAACUACUACCGCACCGAGCGGCUACACAUCGUCGACGAGAUGUGCGUGCUCGCCUUCAGCGAUGACCUGGACUACUGGGGCAUCGACGAGCUCUACCUCGAGAGCUGCUGCCAGCACAAGUAUCACCAGCGUAAGGAGCACGUGCAAGAGGAGAUACGCAAGGAGGCCGAAUCCCUUAAGAAGAACGACGAGGAGGAGUUCGGCGACGGCAAGUGCGCCCAGUACCAAAAGUAUCUCUGGGAGCUGCUUGAAAAGCCCAACACCUCCAUCGCCGCCAGGGUGAUAGCUGUAAUAUCGAUAUUGUUUAUCGUGCUGUCGACGGUCGCGCUGACCCUGAACACCAUCCCGAGUAUGCAGGUGUUGGACAAGGAAAACAAUCCCAUAGACAAUCCACAGCUUGCGAUGGUCGAAGCGGUGUGCAUAACCUGGUUCACGCUCGAGUACGUGUUGCGCUUUAGCGCUUCGCCCGACAAGUGGAAGUUCUUCAAGGGCGGCCUGAACGUCAUCGACCUGCUGGCGAUAAUGCCGUACUACGUGUCGCUGUUCCUCGUGGAGACCAACAAGAACGCCACCGAUCAGUUCCAAGAUGUGCGUCGAGUCGUGCAGAUAUUCCGGAUAAUGCGUAUCCUGAGGAUACUGAAGCUAGCGAGGCACUCGACGGGUCUGCAGAGUUUGGGCUUCACGCUGCGUAACUCGUAUAAGGAGCUCGGCUUGCUGAUGCUGUUCCUCGCGAUGGGCGUCCUCAUAUUCUCGAGUCUGGCUUACUUCGCGGAGAAAGAGGAGCCCGGUACCAAAUUCAUAAGCAUUCCAGAGACUUUUUGGUGGGCUGGCAUUACCAUGACCACCGUUGGCUACGGCGACAUUUACCCUACCACCGCGUUGGGCAAGGUCAUUGGUAGUGUGUGUUGUAUUUGUGGUGUCCUGGUAAUCGCGUUACCCAUUCCCAUUAUCGUCAAUAAUUUCGCCGAGUUCUACAAGAACCAGAUGCGCCGAGAAAAGGCCCUCAAACGCAGGGAGGCGCUCGAGAGGGCCAAGCGCGAGGGCAGCAUUGUCUCCUUCCCCCCAGGUGCUAAUGCCAAUCUACGCGAGGCCUUCGUCAAGAGCAUGGACCUUAUCGACGUCAUCGUUGACACGGCUCGAAUCGCGAACGGAAUUGCCGAUCGAGGUAAACAACCGUUUAUGCUGCUGCCGAAUAAUAUUGCUGCACACACGACUUUGAAAGAGCAUCGCUGUUGUCACAAUAUGUCGGGGGCUGAUGGCAACAGCACCGAGGGUGAGUCGGCGACCACGCAAACAGGUGCCGGCUGUUACAAGAACUACGAGCACUUUGGCCCGUCGAAGCAUCGACGCAGUAAUUCGUCCUGCUAUCCGAAUCUGCAGAACGACUUAUCUAACACCCCCGACAGCCCAAAUCGACGACUCCUCGAUUUCGCCCAAAACAUAUCCAACAAUCAGGCGGACCAUUAUUAUCACGAUCAGUUGCCUACUCAGCAACUUAAUCAGGCUAUUGCCUCAUCAAGGGAAGAGGACAAAAAAGAUAAAAGGAAAAUCAAGCAAGAAUCAGACAAAGUCGUGAAAGACGAAUUUCCUAACGAAUUCGAGUGUUGCUUUUGUACUACAAAGGAGUACAAAGACCACCGCGAUGCCGAGGACAUUAUGCCACUGCCUACGAGUGAUAUCAAGAGCACUGUAUGUGCCGAGUUGAAGUCGAUGCGCGAAAGUAACUUCGACCAGGCAGCCUUCUACAACGAAUUGCAACUCCAUCAGUUCCAGCAGUUUCAGCAGCAGCUUCAUCAGAUGCAUCAACAGCAUCAGCAGCAUCAGCAAAACCAGGCACUUGCUUUUGCUUCGCUUCAGCAACAACAACAGCAGCACUUCACGGCCAUGGAUUCCUCCACGACCCUCAACAAGAAUUAUAAUGAGAGAGGCAGCGUCGACAGCUCUGAUACCUACGCCAGCUGUCAAACGCAUCCCUUCUAUUCCGAGAGCGACUUGACGGAGGAAGCGGAUAGUAACCUAUACGUGAAUCCGCUGGAAGGCCGAGCUAGCGUGACAAAGUCGGCGUCGGGGGAGAUAGUACACGUCGCGCUGAACGUAUCGCCAAGCGCCGAGUCUCUCAAGGAAAUUAACGCGCCCGCUAAAGCCAGCAGUAAAGCGAACGUGAAUGAGCCGAUACCGAAGCACCGGAAAUCUCGCAUUCAACAGACGACGCAACGGCAACGCGCUCAGUUCGUAACGAGUGGCACGGACUCGAGCGGCUCAUCGACGAUUCGAGAGGACCUCGGCGACAGCAAAGAGGACAACAACAAUCAGCAGCAGCAGCAGCAGCAGCAGCAGCGACAACAACAGUACAGCGGUAUCGGCAGCAGUGGCGGAGGCGGAGGUGGCAUAGGUCUGCGGGGCGGACGCGCCUCUCAAUUCGCCCCUGUCAACAGCCUUGCCUCGGCCACGCGUGCGAUAAAUCACCAUCUCUUCGGGACAAUCGCUAGUUCAAAACACAACACCGGAAGGUCAGCCGCAAGUAAGCUAUCGCUAUCAGCGGAUUCAAUAGACAGCGAAGCAACACCUUUCAUUGAAAGACAGCGCAUUUCAAAAUCAAUAUUAAAGAAGUCCGAAAGCAGCAAUAACUAUUACAGCAAUACAACGGGCGAUUCGGACACCGAGAAGCUUAUUGAUAAUGCGCCGUAUGGGACGACAAUGUGUGAUAACGAAGUUGGUCUCGCACUCAUGAGCGACGCAUUCCAAAAUGUCUACGAGGAAAAACAAACACGCGACGAGACGACCCAAGAGAACAAGAACAAACGAGCGUUCGACGAACUGCGUGCAUUGAAGCUGAAGCCUCGCUUUAAGGAGCCGCCGGAGGUAUUGCCCGCGCGCGAGAGCCAGUCAAUAUUAUUGAGCUCGCUCAGGCCUCAGCGGCCCUCCAAAAAGCUUAGCGUGCAAAUUGAUAAGAAGAAUGUGCAGUCGACUGCCGUUGGCAAGUCCAGCCCCAGUCUUCCCCAGGAUUAUCGCUCGUCCUCGUAGUAAAUUCAUUGGCAUAGAGAAACGUUUGUUAAUGCUCCGGUAGUGCCUGAUUUCGAAAGGAGGACCGAGUGCGCUUUGACUUCUUCCUUCUCUACGUUUUCUAAAUAUACCUUUUAUUUUUAUAUUUUAUCAAGAUUGCUACGGCAUAGAUGCGAGUGCGAUGGUAAAUAGAAUUAUUUGUUACAAAAAUUACACACGCACGCACCACUCGUGUCGCUAUGAAAAGCUGCUGUAGACGAUUUUCAUUUAUUCUGAGCUUCUUUAUUUAUUUUUGUGAAUAACUUUGUCGUAUGUCAACUUUGAAAGAAUUAAUUUGUAUACUGUUAACAGAUAUUAGUAAUAAUCAACAUAAUAAAAAGAAUUCUUUGAAAUGGUACACCAUCUGACUAGUUCGAGAAAGUAGAUUCUUGUCUCGUGUGAGGUUUACACCCGAACAAAGCGAGGCUGAAAAAGCACACGAGACAAAAAUCUCUUUCUUGAUCAUGGAAAGCUCGAAUUUGAAUAUAGGCGUAUUGAAAAAUCAUCAAAAAAUAACGCUUUUGUAGUUAUUACACCAGAUGAAAAAACGAAAACAUAUGCGGUGCUUCGUUCUUUUUAUCAUCGUUCUCAGUGUGCUGUAAGAGUAUAAUCAAGUCAUUAUCGAAUGUUUUUCUAAGAUUUACUUUGUAUAUUCGUAAUUGCGUAAAAUUAGUGCGUUCUUGUUACUUACAUAUAAGUCGAUUUUAAAACGCUGAGCUUUUAGAUAAUAUAAAAACGUUCGAUUUAAAGUUAAACAAUAGAUCGUUGUACAUAAACAUUUUUUCAGAUGCGAACUUGUUUUUAUCAUAAAAACUGACAGUUGUAAAUACCAUAAAAAUACGUAUAUUUUUUAUUCGUUUACAAACAUUUAUUUUAUGGAAUAUGGAUACAGUGGAAAAUAAUUUAAUUUUAAUGAGUUAUCAAUAAGACGAUGGUUUCACCUCGGUUAUAAGCGUAGUCCUCCUUCAGAGCCUCAACUUAAUAACAAAUAUACUUCCAAUGUUGAAGGAGUGUAGACUCAGAAAAGUGUACGUGCGAUGUGUAUUAUAAAAAUAUCAAAAUAGCAUGAGAGAAUAAUGUACAAAGUGUUUUCGAGAUAUGCGAAAAUAGGAAAGAAAUAUGAUAUAUAUGUAUAUAUAUGUGUAUAUGUGUAUAUGUAUAUAUAUAUAUAUAUAUAUAUAUAUAUACAGAUACAUGGAGAUGAGUUGAUCUAAAAUAAAAUAAUUUGAUGAAGCCAACGAUCUUGAUACCAAAGAAAUAGUCAAACGAAAAAAUAUCUUGAAAUAAAUGUCUCCUUUUAGAGAUUUUAUCGUAGCAUAUCCUAAAAUGCAUACCAAAUCUAGUUUGCAAUAUUUAAAAAACUGCAUAGCAUUAGACGAAAAUGAAAUCCUUAGGUUAUAUCACCUGUAAAAUACAUGUUAUAGAGAUUCGACUGUGUUAUAAAUAAGUUUACUGUAGAAUUAAACUUUAUUUUAACAGGAAAUAAGAUAAGGUAAUGAGUCAGUUUUCAAAGUAAUUAAUAUCAUAUAAAUUUCAAUCAGGCUUCUUAGUAUAGUUACUAAAUUUAUCUGGAGUGGAAGGAAAAAACUUUGCUAUAAUUACGAAAUUUAUAUAAAAACAGUCGAUAAUUGUAUUGUUAUUUGAGUAUGUUCACUAUCUUUUAAUAUCAGGAAAUAAUUACUUGCUCAGUUAUCAGAAAAAUUAAAGAUAUACGGUAAAAAAUAUAAAUUAAUUAAAAUAAAUUCGUCACAUAGGGCACAUGGAUAUUCGCAAACUGGUUUAAUAGGAUUUAAUAUUUCCAAUACAAUGAAUAAUGUAGUAGUAAUACCAGGCAAAAAGUUAAAUUUAAUACUAUCAAUACAAUUAUCGGGCGGUUCGUGUGAGAUUUCUACGGAGAUCAGCAAGCAGUUUGAAAACAUCAUAUCAAAUGCUUAAUGGAUUUGUCUUUACAUUAUUAAAAUAUUAAUACUAAACAAAAUUGGUCAGUCAUUUGGCUUGUCGGAUGGGUUUCAGUUGUAGAUAGAAAAACAACAACUUUAUUUGUGUAAGAAAGUAUUUGAGUUAAAUUCAAUUGAAUUAAGAACUAUCGUAUAAAUUACGGUAUCAAAAGCUGCCCUCAAACUAUUAAAUGCUUUAUACGACAUUCACAAAAUAUCCAACGAUAUGUCUUAAAGAUCGCAUAAAUAUUUUGUAUAUCUUGAAUGUAACUGAUAUGCUAGUUAGUAUAAUAGCAUAUUUGAACAAAGAGGUUUUCUAGGUGAAUGAUAAAUGCACUGUUUUAUAGAUACGAUUGUUACCUUGAUGCACUUUGUUAUGUAGACGAAAAUAGAAAUAUUUAAACACAAAAAUUUAUUUACGUAAAAUAUUAGGUUUACAAAAGAAUUAUUUUGAAAUAUAGUUACAAUAAAUAAUGAAAAUAAUAUGUUUGUUCUUAUAUGUAUGACAUUUUAUUAAAUUCUUCACAUGUUUUGUUAAACAGUUUAAGAGUGACUCGUGAAAAACAUCUUUUAACCGAUUAAUCACUUUCAAAGAUAAUAAAUAAAAGAACCAAUAUGCUUCAACUUCACUGUUUUAACGACAAAAGCUACGAUAUUACCUGAAAGUGAGGUUGAUAGGAGAUCAAAACAAUAAAAGUUUGAUCCAGUAAUUGCUUAAAAUGCAUAAAACUCGAUAAUUUAUUUUAAAUGAAAUUAGUUGAAAGAUUAGAAGUAAUUAAUUUUAGUUUAAAAAAUAUAAAAUUUCAAUAAUCAAGUUUAUUACCAAAUAUAAAGAAAUUUGUUGUGUUUGAAAUGACUUCAUAUUCUUCGGAACCGUUAAAAACAUUAAAAUCAUAAAAAUAUGAGAAAAAGCAUUUAUUUAGCAAUUAGCAGCGUUUACGAAAUGUAAUUACGUCAAAAACAGAUAAGUAAAAUCUUAUAGUAGAUCAGUUCAAAUAUGUUGCAAGAAAAUGUAAUUAUGGUAUGUGGGUAAAUAUAAAUGUAUAACGUUUCAAAAAUUUAAACACGCGCGUACACUAAUAUUUUAUAGUUUAUUAUGACCGUUGAACAAAAAAUAUUCAAUAGUAUUUGAAUAUUGAAAUAAACUUCAACUCUUUAAAUAAAUACUAUUUAUUAAUUUUGCAUAGACAUAGUAAAAAAUACUAUUUAUUUUGAGCAACUACUGGAUUUUGAAACGCGGAGUUUUGUUUUGAAGCCUAGUUUGUGGCUGUUCGCAUGGCUGUGUUACUGACACGACUAUAUAGACAUAUUAAUGAUAAAUACCAGAUACAAAUAAUUUAUACGUAUUUAAAAACAAUUAAUUACAUGAUUGCGUGGAUAGAAUAUUUAAAGUGUACGAAACAAAAAACUAGUGGAAAAGAAUAAGUGUAAAUGAGAUUACGUUUGAUGUUCUAUCUUUGCGAAAUUCAUCAAUUUAGUCAAAAUGAAAGUAAGGCGGUUUAAGCACAAGCGCCUAAUUUGAUAUAAAAUAUAAGUCUAUUUGCAAUUUGAUUUCGUACCUCGUGAAUGUGUGCCAUGUACUUUCACGGUCGGAUAAACAGAAAAGUAUAAAAUGCGAAAAAGUAUUUGUUAUGUGCAAUGACGAAAUUAUUAUAUAAUAUAUAAUUAUUGUGCAUUGCAGAUAAGCGAUACGUGAAAGAUUUACUAUCGCUUAUCACUUGCCUAAAUAAUAAAAAAAUGACUUACAUAAAUUUACGACUACAUUUUGUUUACAAAAGAAUCCAAUCAAAAAAGUUCGAAAGGUUGAAAAAGGAAUGCAAGUUAGAAAAUUGUUGUUGCAUUUCGAUAUGAAAAUAUGUAGAUAUUCCAUAUUUGCAUGAAUUUCUACGUGAUUUCAUUCAGCAUCUAGAUCGUUAAAAUCUUUAUAGUAAAAUACUUAUUUAAAUGAUAAGAUUUAUUGAAGUCAACUUUGGCGUUAUUUAAAUAUGUGAAAUAAAUAUAACGGAAAUAUAUAAAAUGAAUUUUAUAUGUGAAGAUUAUUUUUGUUGCUGUGGGUCUAAAGACUCAUAAAUUUUGUCAUAAAACUUAGAAUGAAAUUUUCUAAUUUGCAUAAAUUCUUCGCUACCAUUCUCACUAAUUACACAGCUGCGUAAGAAAAAUAGUUAUGAUCUCUUUGAGGUAAAUAUUUGUUUUACAGUUUCUCAAGAAGAUUUAACUUGAUGAAUUUCUAUUGGCAUCAAAUUGAUGUAUAAACUAUGUGAAGGCAAGGUGGCUUAACGAAAAGAUUCAUGAAAUUUUUUAUGUAACUGCGUCGUUUAUGGUAAUAUGUAAUUGAAACUGAUAGUUUUAAUUACGAUCCUAAUGAACUCAUUGAAAUUAAUACCCUGUGAUUGUUUGUUCGCUGAUGAAUAUUUUUGAAGUAGGAACACGUUAUAUUUGCAAGUAAAUAUUUGGUAUUUAUGGUUAUCAACGUGAUAAUUAUUUUUAUAAAAGGCUGUUAAAUUCAUGCAAUUGUGAUUUGUAUAUGAUAAUAUACCAAAAUAGUAUACAUUACUUGAGGUAUUUUUAUAAUACAGUAAUUUUUGGGUAUUACUAAGACCGAACCCUGAUAGGAUUCCUGUUUAUUAUUUAUUUUUAUUUUUGUCAAUUUCGUAGAUAUGUGUACAAAUAUUUUAUACAUUAUUAUACUUUCAAAUAUAUUAAAAAAUGCUUGUCUUAAUAUAAUUGUAACGUAAAAAAAAUCAUAAUAGAGAUGCAAGCAGCCUUUUUCAAAAAUAAUAUUUAUACAAAUGUAAAUGUAGAUAAAAGGGAUGCACGCGAUACAAGAUACGUCGAUGUUAGCUAAAUAUCUGCAUAAUCAUAAUUGUUGAAAUUUGCAUUUCAAUUUUCUUUUUGAUUAUUGCAUAUAAUCACACGAUGCUCGUUCUUAACAGUACUGCGGACGUGAUUCGUUAACGUCAUGUUGCAAUAUAGAAUAAGAUAUUGUUAAUAAUUUUCAUAAACACGCUUUAAAUCGCGGAGGCAAAUACACACACACACAUCCAUAUAUAUUUAAAUAAUCAAGAAUAGAAAAUCAGAUAUAGUGAUAUUUGAUCCCGACACUCGCAUAGCAUUUAAAAAAAAUGACUAUACAUAUAUUCAUAAAUAUUCUUAACUGAAGCUAUACAAUUUAUUUUAUUAACAUGUUACAAAUAAUAAGAAAGGUUUAUUUGUUUAUAAGAUUUAUUAAAUAUGGGUAAAUAUAUUUCUGUUAAAUUUUCUUUUAUAUUAACUAAUUAAAUUCUAACAUAAAAAGGGGAAAUAAUUUUUAUACAAUAACAGCUCACAUAGUAAUCUUAUACUACACGUACGUUUAUUAAAUAAUAGCUGCAUUAGUAGACCAAUCAAUAGAGAUUUAUUGGCAUAUAAUUGUUAACGGGUAACCGACUAUACUUUGAGUUUUAUUGUUAUUAGUAAAUGAAAACAUAUAUAUUUUCAACCCGCAAUUUUUAUUUGUUAAUUUUUUAAGAGUGUGUGAAAAUUACAAAACGAAGUUUCCGCUUGUAAAACAACUACUGCAUCGAUGUAUAAACUCCAAUGAAAAAAAGUUGUAAAUAAUUGGAAGACCCAUAAAAUGAGCUAUCUCUCGUCUCGAUCAAACGAUAAUUGUUCGAUAAUUCGUUCAAUAAAGGAAAUGAUUUCAAUUAAUUUACUUUUAUAUUUGUCAUUGCUUCAAAAUUGUUCUUUAUUUACAAGAAGUUUUGUUUUUUCACAAAUGCUGUUUACCGACUACUUUUGCAAUUUUCGUCAAAAAUUCUUGACAAAUUUUAUUGUUAUAGUUUCAUUGUCUGAACAGCUAUCAAAAAUUAUGUAACUAUUUGACUGAUAAUGAUUUUUUGCAUAUAAAACGUACUUGUUUAGUACACAGUUUUCUCUAUUUCUUCAUUCGUAUUAACACUAUUGAAAUUAUUAUACGGUUUUCUUAGUUUUUCGAGUAUUACUUUUAUUAAAAAAUACCAAUGCACAAUGGACGAGAUAAUUCAUAUUCAUCACUAUCGGAUUCAAAUCAUCGUAAAUUUUUAUAACUGAAAUAAAAUAUAUUCUUUGAUGUAUCUUCAUUUUAGACGAUUAUUUGUAACGUCAUUUAAAAUACUUGUAGGUAAAAGUGAUACAAAUCAAUUGUUAUUUGAGGACAAAUUCAUGAUUGAAACUUUAAUAUUGAUAACUGCAAAAUUUAAUUAUAUAUUUAAUUUGCUAUAAUCUAAUUAUCUUGAAAAUAAAGAAAAAUUAACAAAAUAGCUUUGAUACUCUUGGAGAUAAUUAACAUUAAAAACUAUUUACGCGUGUACUUCUCUUCUCUGAUAUUCCAACCUUCAACCGCUGGCUUUUACACUUGGCUGGAUUUCGCCCAAUGUUUGGCUGCAAUUUUCAGCUAUUUAAGCUCAUUUUUAAGCUUUGGUGUAAGUGCAAAUUUAAUAGGUUUCAAAAAUUCAGUGGCUCUUUAACGGGUAAGCUAAAGGACAUUUUGUAAACUCAUGUAAAAAUCUCAUGUAAAUGUACAAAGAUAAAAAUUUAUAAAAUUUUACUUUUCUGACAAAUUUUUUAUUUUUUUUUUAUUUUUGACAUUAUUUAAAUUAUUAUAAUUCGAUUGUAAAGAGCAAUAACUGAUUUCUAAAAUCUUUCAAUUACCUACAAUUUUUCUUCAUUGAAGUAUAUAAAUCGCUACAGUUGUUUUUAUAUUUUAUUUUAUACAUAAAAGAUUACCAAAGAAAUAUUGCGAGUUGAAAACAUUUACGUUUUCAUCUACUUAAAACGUAACAAUAAACGUCAGAUACAAUCGGUUACCUGCUAACAAUUAUGUGCCAAAAUGCUUACUUUUGCUCUAUUGAUUGGCCUAUAGGGUAAUUAUUAGGGAGUGUCCAGUUUCGCGUGUACACAAGACAUAUGAGCGCAUUAAAUUCCCCUGGAGUAGCAUAUAUAUUGUCGACUCUCGCAUCGUGAACAAAGUUCGUGUAAGCGAAAUUCAUUCCCCUUAAUAUUACUAACGCCAGUGCUGUGUCACCUUUCAUUGCGAUUGAAAAAAAAAUUGCAGAAAACCACGCUACGCUAACGCUGAUAAAACAAGCCAACUUUCCGAGUGUGCGUCAAUUGAAUUUAGUUCUAUGAAGCGUGUGAUAAAUACCAUUAUAAAAUAUGAAUGUAGUGGAACUAUUUAAAGUAUAGAAAAAAAAUAUCUUCUAUACGUAAUUUUACUUAUUUAGCAAUAAAGCCUAUUUUUGGUACAAACAAGCGUAACCUGCUUGUAGGUUCAAUUUAUGUAUAGCAUAAGACGCUAACCACCUACCCAAUGCAACAGCGUGAUGUGCGAAAUGUAAUUUACAAAAUUAAUUCAAAGAGUUCAUUUUUUAUUGUAGAUACAUAUUCUGCACAAAACAUGCAAAGAUUAUGCUAAAAAAUAAUUGCUAAUGCAAAGUGGAAAACAAUCAUUGGAAUAUAUUUCAUUUUCCAAAAACAUAAUAAAAUAAAAGGUAUUGUGAAAAUAAACAGCGUACAAUAAUGAUUCAAGAAAUAUUAAAAAUUUAAUAUCGUUCUUGCCGGUGAAACUAUCUAUCUCAUUGUGAUCUACGAAUUUAUUAGAAAUACGUUGUAUUAUACAUAUAUGCAGAUUUUUCAUUACAUUGGCAAUCUCGCUGUGGCAAUAUUUUACGAUGUAUGAGACUUAAUGUACAGUAGAGUAUGUUUCUCAUUUUCCGAUGAUACUUGUAUAAAUUGAAAAAAUCUAUUUAAGAAUACAUUUGCGCUUGCAUACACAUAUGCACUGUACCUGAAAAGAGAAAAUGCGAUUUGCCCUAAAUUGUAUGUUGUUUACUCUUUCACGUUAUGGCAUACAUUAUUAUUAAUAUAAGUAAUGUUUUUAGUGCGAUUUUGUCAAAUCAUUGAUGCAUAAGUGUUAUAAAUGCGUGAAAAACAAAUUGGAUAAUAUUUGAAGUUUCAAAAUAUACUCAUGAUCAGAAACAAUAACAUUUGAGUAUCUUGUUAAUUGUUCCAUCUGUUCAUAUAAAAUUGUUAUUUCUAGAAGAAUAACUAAAAAAUCUGUCAUCUUAUAAAUAUAAAGAUAUCGGAAAUAUUAAACUCUACUUUUUAUGACCGGAAUGGAUAGUGUCUAUUGAUAUUAUCAAUAUAAUUCAAGUAAGUAUUAAAUAAAAGAAAUAAUGCAUAUAACAUUAAAAAAUUUGUCAAAGUAUAUAUAAUGAUUCGUAACAAAGAUAAUACAUUGAUUUGCAGGUAAAAUAAAUGUAACAAAUUUUAUCAGAUUAUAACAAUUUUAUUAUUAUAGUAAAUAAAAUGAAGGUUUACUAACAAAAUUGUUAAGAACGAAAUUAAACAUUUUUUCAUAUACGGCAUGCAGGUUAUGACUACACCGUUAACGUAUAUUACAUUCCAAUAUAAACGAAUAUACACGUAAUUUCGUAUAUCCUCGUAUUAUAUAGUACAUAUUAUAUAAUAUUAUUAGUAAGUAUUUUACGUUGUUUCUUGGUUUAUUGACAUACUGAUGAAAUAAGCUUUGGUGUAGUUUUUUCAACAAGAAAAAGUAGACUGGCAUUUUAUUUUUUUCAAUAAAAAUUUAAUGAUCUAAAUUUGCGUCAAGUUCGUUUUAAAAACUGUUUAAUUUUGUAUUCAAUUUUUUAUCUAACGAUUUGUUGUUCAGUUUUCUACGUUUAAUCCAUUUCCAGAAUAAUGCAGAAGACUUAAUGAUUCAUUAUAUGUGACUUCUUCAGAGUAACAUGUUAUAAUUGAUAAAUUUACAAUAACAAAAUACUUAUGAAACAACGGUCUUUGGAAUGACUGAUCAACGUUAA